AUGUCUCCAUCCACGUCCCCUCGCGUCUUCACUGAGAGGGAGGUUGCCCAACACUGCACCAAGGACUCCUGCUGGGUCCUUCUGGGCACCAGGGUGUACGAUGUGACCAACUUUCUCCGGAUGCACCCAGGCGGAGAUGCACUUAUUCUGCAGCGAUCUGGGAAGGACAUCAGCCCGGAGAUGGAGGGCCCCCCGCACCGGCACUCUGAGAAUGCCCGCCGCUGGAUGGAGCAAUAUUACAUUGGGGAACUGGACAGAGACAGCAGCUUUGAGGAGGCGCAGACUUUAAGGGAACGGAGGAACGGCCACAGUCACUCAGAAGACGGCCUCAGUAAGAAGAGCUCAGAGGGAGAAGACUCCAUGUUCAACCUGUGCAGCCCGGUGGACCUGGACAAUGAUUUGGUGGACUGGAGGAAGCCUCUGGCGUGGCAGGUGGGACAUCUGAGGGAGAAAUAUGAUGCGUGGGUCCAUCAGCCCGUCGACCGACCGAUCCGGCUGUUUGGAAACCCCUUCAUGGAGGCCAGCACCAAAACGUCAUGGUACUGGGUCCCCAUUGUGUGGAUUCCUGUCAUCAUUUAUCUAAGUUGGUAUUGCUACACAGUCCUGGCAAAAGGCAAAAGCAGGAUAGAGGUGACCACAGACAUGUCCAUUCCAGUGCAUACAUCCGUGUUCCCAGCCCUCUUCAUGAUGGGCUGGUUCCUCUGGUCCUUCAUCGAAUACUGCAUCCACCGCUUUCUCUUUCACAUGAAGCCACCAGCCCAUAACUAUUACCUCAUCACCAUACAUUUCCUUCUGCACGGGCAGCAUCACAAGUCUCCGUUUGAUGGCUCCAGGCUGGUGUUUCCCCCUGGACUGGCCUCCUUUGUGGUGGGAUCCUUUUACCUGAUGCUGAGGAGUACGCUUCCGGAGAUCAUCGGCAUGUCGGUGUUUGUAGGAGGCCUGUGUGGCUACGUGGUCUAUGACAUGAUCCACUACUAUCUGCACUACGGAUCACCAAAGAAAGGCUCAUAUUUGUACAGCCUCAAAGCCUAUCAUGUCAAACACCAUUUUGAGCACCAAAAAUCAGGUUUUGGAAUCACCACCACAUUUUGGGACCACCCCUUUAAGACACUCAUCCCAGACGAGAAGUUCUAA
Molecule: messenger RNA, 1134 nt
Organism: Knipowitschia caucasica
Lineage: Eukaryota; Metazoa; Chordata; Actinopteri; Gobiiformes; Gobiidae
Source: the annotation of a GenBank genome assembly